Messenger RNA from Numida meleagris (helmeted guineafowl), 2767 nucleotides. RefSeq names its product choline O-acetyltransferase (gene CHAT). Gene Ontology annotation, cellular component: neuron projection; cytoplasm. Gene Ontology annotation, molecular function: choline O-acetyltransferase activity. The transcript is spliced from 14 exons. Gene Ontology annotation, biological process: acetylcholine biosynthetic process; neuromuscular synaptic transmission. The record is from RefSeq and is a predicted model, not a curated record. NCBI's taxonomy places the organism in Eukaryota, Metazoa, Chordata, Aves, Galliformes, Numididae. Bases 125 to 2026 code for a protein of 633 amino acids.
ACUUUAAAUCUUUCGUUUCCAGAACUGAGGCGUGAGGCUCUGAGAGCCCCCAAGUGACUUCGAUUUCUGUCCUCAACAAAAAAACAUCAAAGGAAAUGCAGGACUGCCUGUUCUAGAAAAAAACAUGCAGAAGAAGGAGAAAGAUUCACGCAGUAAAGAUGAGACAGCAGUACCAAAACUUCCAGUCCCACCACUGCAACAGACCUUACAGAUGUACCUACAGUGCAUUAAACACUUGGUGCCAGAGGAGCAAUUUAGAAAGACCAAGAGCAUCGUAGAACAGUUUGGAGUUGCAGGAGGCCUCGGGGAAUCCUUGCAGCUAAUCCUCGAGGAAAGAAGGGAAAAGACGACAAACUGGGUGUUUAACUACUGGCUGGAUGACAUGUACCUCAACAACCGGUUAGCUCUUCCAGUCAACUCCAGCCCAGCAAUUAUCUUUGCUCGUCAGAAUUUCAAGGAUGUAAAUGACCAGCUAAGGUUUGCUGCCAAUCUUAUUUCGGGCGUGCAAGACUAUAAGGCUCUACUAGACAACCAUGCUUUACCUGUUGAUUUUGCUCGUGGACAGCUGUCUGGUCAACCUCUCUGUAUGAAGCAAUACUAUGGACUCUUUUCUUCCUAUCGUCUUCCAGGACAUACCAAAGACACCCUUGUGGCCCAGAAAAGCUGUGUAAUGCCAGAACCAGAGCACAUCAUUGUUGCUUGUAACAAUCAGUUUUUUGUUUUGGAUGUUGUCAUUAAUUUCCGCCGUCUCAGUGAGGGAGAUCUUUUCACUCAGUUACGAAAGAUAGCCAAAAUGGCAGAGAAUGAAGAGGAAAUGCUGCCUCCAAUUGGCUUGCUGACGACUGACGGAAGAACAGAGUGGGCAGAGGCCAGGACGAUCCUUAUGAAAGACUCCACCAAUCGCGACUCUCUUGACAUGAUUGAGCGAUGUAUAUGCCUGGUGUGCCUGGACAGUCCAAGCGGGGUGGAACUCAACGACACAAACAUGGCGUUGCAACUGUUACAUGGAGGAGGCUACCAUGAAAACGGUGCCAAUCGUUGGUAUGACAAACCUAUGCAGUUUGUGGUAGGAAGAGAUGGAGUCUGCGGCACUGUGUGUGAACAUUCCCCUUUUGAUGGCAUCAUACUGGUGCAGUGCACCGAACACCUGCUCAAGCACAUGAAAGAAAGCUCCAAGAAAUUACUCCGAGCCGAUUCAGUAAGCGAGCUUCCUGCUCCACGGAGAUUAAGAUGGAAAUGUUCCCCUGAAAUUCAGGCACACUUGGCAUCAUCAGCAGAAAAACUCCAAAGGAUAGUAGAAAAUCUGGACUUUAUUGCCUACAAGUUUGUGAACUAUGGAAAGGAGUUUAUUAAGAAACAGAAGACCAGCCCAGAUGCCUACAUUCAAGUAGCACUCCAGCUGGCAUUUUACAGGUGCCACAGGAGACUUGUCCCUACCUAUGAAAGUGCUUCCAUACGCCGAUUUGAUGAGGGCAGAGUUGACAAUAUUAGGUCUGCUACAUCGGAAGCAUUUGCAUUUGUGAAAGCAAUGAUUGAUGACAAGCCAGCUCUGUCGGAUUCUGAGAAGAUGCAGAGAUUUAAGGACGCAAUCGCAGCUCAAACUAAUUACACUAUUUUGGCGAUUACUGGAAUGGCAAUAGACAAUCAUCUACUAGGGCUGAGAGAGGUGGCACGAGAACACCUCAAGGAACUGCCGGAGAUCUUUACAGAUGAGACGUAUUUGACAUGCAAUAGAUUCAUCCUCUCAACCAGCCAGGUUCCAACAACUAUGGAAAUGUUCUGCUGCUAUGGGCCCGUGGUGCCUGACGGUUAUGGGGCAUGUUAUAACCCUCAGCCAGAGCAUAUAUUAUUCUGCAUUUCAAGCUUUAAAGACUGUAAAGAAACCUCUUCAGACAUGCUUGCAAAAGCUGUGGAAGAAAGUCUCCUAGAAAUCAGAGAUCUGUGCAACAAAUGCAACUCUGCUACAGCAAAGUCACUCGCUAAAGAAGAAGAAGCCACGCAGUUGCAGAGUGACCGCAAAUUCUGAGAGGCUCUGGGAAUUAUGCUGAAUCCACCUUAAGAAUUAAAAAUGACAUAGCUGUUCAAAGGCAAGAUAGUGCUAGUAAUAUAUUAGUGUAGAAAAAAAUGCCAUUUCUUUUAGAUUGUUGCUAACAUUUAAAACCGCAUAAAUAUGAAAUCUUACAUUUUGUGCUUGAGAAUCAGCCAAAAGGUUUGGUCUCACUGGCUGAAAUGAAGGAGGCAGUAAUGCGUGUAUGUAUUGUGUUAUCAUUUCUAACCAUAAUUGACUUAUCCCACUUUAUCAUCUAAAAAACCUGAAGUUUGUAUAUGGAAUGAAUAAAAUACUGAAGCACACCAAUUAAUUAAUAUCCCCGAAAAGCAGUUCUAAAACAUUUACAUCUAUUCCUGCAAAGUUUACACGUAAAGAGGGGGAAAAAAAUGAAAGAAUUUCCCCCUAGCAGGUAUGUUGAUCUCCAUAAAUAAUAAGCUGAUGUCAUUACAUUUUGAAAUUUUGCAUGGGGAGUAUUUAAUAUCAUACUAUUUCCAACAUUACAAAAGCAGAUCAUUUUUAAUAGUGGCCGUUGUGCGUUUCUAAAUACGGCAACAGACCUUAGUAAAAUUAGACUAGUGUCUGCAUGUUCCCCUAAAUAAAAAAUGCUGCAGAAUAGUUUAUCCUUCAUUCUGGUUUGCAGUGGCCUUACACACAGUGCCAUCCUGAAAGCAGUAUGUUGGAGACAAGAUCCAUCAAAGAGAAUUAGCAGAAUUUUGU